Messenger RNA from Pipistrellus kuhlii (Kuhl's pipistrelle), 5068 nucleotides. RefSeq names its product KRAB-A domain containing 1 (gene KRABD3). Lineage: Eukaryota; Metazoa; Chordata; Mammalia; Chiroptera; Vespertilionidae. Gene Ontology annotation, biological process: regulation of DNA-templated transcription. The coding region runs from base 303 to 3809 and encodes 1168 amino acids. The record is from RefSeq and is a predicted model, not a curated record. The transcript is spliced from 18 exons.
CUCCUUCGGGUCCGCCCGCCCGGCCCCACCUUCUGCCGCGCCGACCCGCUCCUCGGCCGCCCGUGUCGUCGUCGCCGAGAGUCGCGUCGCCACCUGCGGGCGGGGGAGCGGGCGCCCGGCCGAGGCCGGAAGCUGCAGCGGGGCUGCGGCCGGGAUGGCGCACCAGGCCACAUUCACAGCAGAGCAUUUUGGCGACACAGUCGACUCCCAUCUGAUUGCUGUUGCUCCUUCGCCUGCUCCCGUGUGUCAGAUGCCCACCACAUGCUGGAUGCGCCCCACUCCUUUGUGUGUGCCUGACCUGGAUGGGAUGGAACCAGCCAACUCCCCCGAGGUUGUGCCCACAGGUGUCCAUCGCCUUCCAGGACCUGGCCGUGCGGUUCUCUGAGGAGGAGUGGCAGCUGCUCGGGGAGAGGCAGAGGGCACUUUACCGGGAUGUGAUGCAGGAGAACUACCAGGCGCUGGCCUCCCUGGGGACAGCUGACCUGCUCCCCCUCUCUGCCUUCCUGUCUCCCGCGGAGCCUGGAGGAGCCAUGAGCCGGAGCAAAGCUGGUGAGGAGCAGGAGCCUCCUGAGGGAGGUGCCCUAGCAGGAGGAGCACCCCAGCACAGCCUGCACCUCAGCGCCCUGGUGCAGCUGGUGAAGGAGAUUCCGGGGUUCCUGUUUGGGGAAAUCGGACCCGAGAACGGGAGAGCCGGCCUGGAUGGGGAACAGGCGAACCCUGAAGCACCUGUGACGGUAGCCACUUGCCCUCUCCAAGGCCUGCCCACCUGCCUUCCAGACAUGCCCGUCCACUGGCCCAGCAGCAGCUCAUCGUCCAGCAGCUCACCGGGAGCCAGGAGGCAGGGCAGUCCCCUGCCCAUCAAAACUGCAGACACCCAGGGGCCUACGGAGAAGGAAGGCCCUGGAGCCCCAGGUGGGAAGUGCAGUCCUCUCAUCUGUAGCCCCAGCAGAAGGAAGAGCCACAGCAAACAGCAGAGAGGAACUUCAGGAGCAGGCCCCACAGGAACCUCUCCCGGGAGCAGCCCCUUGCAAGGCCUCAUCAACUGCCUGAAGGAAAUCCUUGUGCCCGGGCCCCAGCACCCUGAGGCAUCCCCGAGCUUACCGCCUCCUGCCCCGGGCCUGGGCAUGUCACCACUAACCCGGGUGGAGCUGGGACCUGGGAGCCCUCCCUGGGGAGUGAAAACAGAGCCUGUGUCCGGGGAUUGUCCCCUCCAGGGGCUGCUGAAGUGUCUGAAGGAGAUCCCAGUGGCCCAGGACAUGCACCCCAGCCCUUCGGGAGCCGGGGAACCACAGCUGCAGGGGGAUCCGGGGGCCUGGAAGAGGAAUUCUGGAGGGCCUAAACCCCUCCAGACUCUGCCUUCCUGCUCUGGUGCCGGCGCUGGCCAUGUGCUCUCUGUGAAGAUGGAGAAGAUGGAGGAUGGCUGGGCCCAGAGCCCCCCAGUGCCUGCAUCCUGUCGGCUCCGCAAGCGGACCCACAGACCGUCUGCCACCAGCAGUCCCGGGGGUGAUGGAGACACCAGUGGGGACCAGAUACUCAGAUGGGGCCCCACAGCGCAAGCCAGCAGUGCCUCGAGCUCACCUCUGGAAGCCCUGGAGGCCUGUCUGAAGGGCAUUCCCCUGAGUGGGUCGUUACCUCCCCAGCCGCCGCCGCCGGCCACCUCUUGGUUCCAGAGCCCCCAUCCGGGAGACCCCGGGUCUCAGAGGCCUGAGCUGAACCCCCGAGGAUCACACAGUCAAGGACUGACUGCGGGGCCUCUCCCGGCUCUGGGCCUGCAGGGCUUCGUCAGAGAUUGCCCUGCCCUCGCCCCAGGUCCCCACAGCACCCCCACCAGCUUCUCCUCAUCCAGCAGUACCGACGGGGACCUGGAUUUCCAGGUCUCUGAGGGCAGCCAGGGACGUAGGCCUGGAAGAGGAAUUCCAGUCCGUAGCGCCCCACUCCAGGGCCUGGAGAAUUGUCUCAGAGAGAUACCUGUGCCCAGGUCACAGCCUACCUGGUCCUGGUCCUCGGCAGGGGACAGAGAACCACAGAGAGUGGAGCCCAAGAACUGGAUGGCAGACAAGGAAGAGCCCUGGGGCAGACAGGCUGCUGGGCCUCUCAUCAAAACAGGCCUGAGGAGAGAGGCGUGUGAACCAGUCCACCUCAGGGGGGACGUGCCCACCAGGAGCCUGCAGCCAGCCAGCCCACAGGCACUCACCCCUAGCCGUGUCCCUGCCUGCUGCCAGCGAGGGCUCAAAGACCAUGUGGCCGCCAGGCCAGGACCAUGGAGGUGGCUCCAGGACGGAGCAACCACCACGCCCUCCCCUCUUCACUGCCUGGAGAACUCUCUGAAGGGGAUCUUGCCUGGGAGGCCACUGCGCUUCACAUGCUUGGCCCGCCCUGGCCCCGGCCUCAGCCCUAGUCCCAGCCCCGGUCCUGGCCCCGGCACCGUCACUGGCUCCAGCUCCAGCUCCAGCCUCAGCAGCUCAGAAGGGGAAGACCCAAAGAUGGAGCCUGAGCUUUGGCAGCCUCUCCUGCAGGAGAAGGACCCUCUACCCAGCAACAAGAGUCCUGGCCCUCCGACCCCAAGCCCCGGUGAAGGCCCAAGGAGAACAGAGCCCAGGGACCACUUUGGUCUCAGGACAGGAAACGCGGAGGAGAAGACGGGAGGCAGGCCUCAGGUUCCCCGGACAGAAGUGUGCCUGGAGACCCUGGGCCGGCCUAGCCCCCUGGGCAGCACCCAAGGAGGGGCAGCUGAGAGUACCUGCCCUGCCCCUCGGCCAGAGAAAAGGCCCGGGCCGGGGCCCUGCCAGACUCCUGGGUCACCCCCUCAGCCCCUGUCCUGGAAGCUCAGGGUUAGUGAAGAAUCCAGGGGCCUGGUGCCUGGACACAGAGGACCAAGUGUUACAGCCGGGACCGAGGGGAGGCCACUUACCCGAGGCCUGCCUGCACCGCCUCCCCUGGCCCCGGACCCGCCUGCUGUGCCACCUGCCUCCCCACGGCCGCCGUGUCCCUGUGGGAGUUCUCUGCAGCAGGAGCUCCGCAGCCUCAGCGCCACCCUCUCGGAGAAGCUGGAUCAGCUCGCCUCGGCCCUGGCAGGCCUGUCUCAGGAAGUGGCCACCAUGAGGACCCAAGUGGAUCGGCUAGGAAGGUGCCCUAGGGGCCCUGGAGCAAAGGGCCAGGCUUCCUGGCGGUGGGCCCUCCCCCGGAGACCUCACUGGGCUCAUGGCCCUGCUCGCCGACGCCUGCUCUACUGGAGACAGAAGGGCCCUGCCAGGCCAAAGCCAAAGAUCCUCCGUGGCCAGACGGAAGGCUGCAGGGCUGGCGAGGCCUCAGGCCUCUCCCUUGGGACGCUCCACCUGGUGCCUCAGCUGCCCCCAGGCGCCCCCCAGGCAGAACCUUCUGGAACCAGCUCCAGCCCUUCCCAGCACCCACCAUCCUCAGCAUGCAGCCAUGCUGUGCUCACUGUGCACCCCCGGCUUGGACACAUUGGGGGCCCCCAGACUCCCCCCGCCCCUUCAGUGCCUGCUGCCUUCCCCCCACAGAUGGCCUCUCCUGCCACCAGUGCAGACGCAGAGCCACCAGCUGCAGCAGCUGCUCCCACUGGGCCCCGAAACUGGCCCAAGGACCCAAACAGCUUAUUGGUGGGAGUCCAGAGAGGCCUUGAGGAGGAACUCUGGGACGGUGGAGAACAUAGGGACCCGAGGUGGGAGGCCUCUAACCACCUUCAUCAGCUCCGCCCUGAGGAUGCCCUGCCCCUGGCUGCCUCUCCUAGGGACCAGUCAGCCCCUGCACAUCUUUCAAACCAAACUUUCCCCAUCUCUGGGCUGUGAAGAGCUAGGCAUCUCUCUUGGCUUGACUGCCCCAGACUCCAGGAUAUGUUUGCUCGGGGUGGGGGUGGGGGGCUAUUGCUUGGGAUGCAUUCCUCAGCCUCUGUCCUUGGCUCAGGUUCAUUCAGAUGUUGCUCCCUCCCGUCUUUGCCAUCAUAACUGCCACAGCUCACAGGCAGAUGGUGGCAUAUGCACCUGUGCACAGCACAUGUGCCUGGGGAGCUCCAAGUGGCUAUCCUUCCCGCACUCAGUGGCUCUCCCUUUCCUGCUAAAUAGGCAGAGAUUUCAUUUGGAGAGAAUGCCACUUCUUGGUCUAAGUUAGAUUCUAAAAUUACAAAGUUAAUUGCUAAGGGAAAGGCCCUUGGUGCCUACAGAAAGGGGCUGGGUGGUCCACACCAGGGCGUGGUUGACUGAUUUGUAUCAGUCCUGGGACAAGUGAGCUUGGCCGAGAAGAAUACUUGUCCCCAGACCAGUCUAGGUGGUCCAUGUCCAAUCAGAACCUACAGGAAGUUCAAAUAUUUUUGUAUGUGUGGAAAAGAAGUAAUAAAGUGAAUGGUAAGAUGCUUCAUCAUCUGCAGUUACAUUUGUCCCACAGGUCCUCUGCCUUCCCAGAACCUUUCAGUUCACUGAAAGCCUAGAAUCUACGUUGGUGAAAAAUCUGUGCACAGUUCAGGAUUUGGGAGUGUGUUCAACACUUUCCACCUACUUUAUGGGGAAAUGUCACUUUGGUGGGAGAAACUGGGGGGCCUUUUUUAACUCAGGAAUUCCAUAGGUCUGGAGGUGGGGAGCAUAGAAGGCUCUUGCUUGACCUGUCACCAUCCUGGCAAGUAGCCUGGAGGAUGGCUCCUGGCUGACCUGGGUUUGAACUUCCCUCCAUCCUUGUUCCAUCAGCCACUUGCCAGCAUGAGUCCACCGUAAGGCAGGAAAGGGAAGGUCCUAUUUCAACCUGUCGGAAUCAGUGUGGGACCCCCAGGGGCUCCAGGCUAGCCCAGAGGGGGGCCAUGGAAGAGAAGCUGCAGUGAGGGUGGGAGGGUGCCACAGUCUUCUGCCUGUGAUGCUCCAUGUCAUUGCUGCCUCCAUAAGGAGCUUGGUUCAGUGGCAGACUAGACUUGGUUCAACUGUGUAUGUCUUUGUGUUUUAGAUGUGGCUUCUGUAAACAGCCUAUAGUCGGAUUUUAUUUUUUAAUCCAACUUGACAAGUUCCUUGUUCCUUCAGUGGAGCCCUGGAUCCAUUUAACUGUAAUAAAAUUUCUAACAUUUGAA